AUGGCGGAAGGUUACAAGUAUAAGUGCUGCGAGGAGGGCGAGAAUUACGAUGCAAGCGUUCGGUGCAAUCGGUGUGGAGAUUGGUAUCAUUUUUCCUGCGUAAAUGUUCAAGACAGCGUAUCAGAAAGUGUUUGGUUCUGCGUAAAAUGUAUAACGGACGAGCCAUCGCUUUUGGAAUCGUUCGCUUCGGCAGGGAAUACAAAAACUCGUCGUGGUCCCCCGCGUGCAUGCAAAGAAAAACAUAAAAAAAACCCUAAAUCGAAAUUACCCUCCAAGAAUAUCGUUAAAACAGCUAAGAAAGGUCAGGUCGAGCAACAGGAUGAUAGGCAGGCAGUUAGAUCGGAUGCUAGAACAGAAAGCACGUAUACCGGCGCCAUUAGAAAGUCUCUUUUACGUUUCCCAGAUACCAAUUCUUCUGUUAUUGGAACGCGGAGUGAAGAUAAAAAAAGUGAGUGCAGUGCAAGUAGUGCUGGUAGCAGGUCGUCAAAGGCUUCAACGCGUGAGAAGGCAAAGCGUGAGCUACAACGGUUGCAAGAAGAGAACACGCAAAGGCGCCAAGAAGAAGAAAUUGAGCGAAAAUUAUUGGAGAUGGAGCUGAAAGGAAUCAGGCGUGAGAAGGAGCUCAUGGAACGCAGACAUGUUUUAGAAAGGCUUGCGGAAGAAGAAACUGAACCCGAAGGCGAUUCCAGCGAGGAUGAAGAGUAUAAUCUCCGGAAAAGAGUUGAAGAUUGGCAAAAGGAUUCCGAGGUGGGUCGAAGCGAAACGACGUACGAACAGCGAAAACAAUCGACACCUAAGGAGGAGGACCGUCAAGAAAAGGAAAUUUCUGGAUGUGAAAUAGCUUGUGGUGGAAUUGGUUUGCCAGAAAUAAGUAGCGUCGCAUCGAAGUCUUUUAAAGGUACGGCUUUAAGCACUACAAAACUCUCCGAUGGCGCAUCUCAGCUGCAGAUAAUCGCGUCUAGGCAAGUUUACCCAAAGAGCUUGCCGAAAUUCUCAGGUCGACCCGAAGAAUGGCCAAUAUUCAUAAGCUCAUAUGAACAAUCGAAUACAGCCUGCGGAUUUAGUGAUUCAGAGAAUCUGGUUCGUCUACGCGAGGCUUUGACUGGAAAGGCAUUGGACGUGGUGCGGAAUCGUUUACUUCUUCCAGAAAACGUUCCUUUCAUAAUUCAAAAGUUACGCAGACGUUUUGGAAACCCCGAAGUUCUUUCAACGAUAUUGGCCGAUCGUAUACAGACCCUUCCGGGCCCCAACUCAGAAGAUCUGGAGUCUGUUAUUGAGUUUGGGAGUGCCGUUGAGGAGGUUACUCAGCACAUGAAAGCAGCGAAAUUGACAGAUCAUCUUCGAAAUCCUAUCUUGAUGCAGCGGUUGGUUCAGAAGCUACCCUCGGUCUACGCAAUGGAAUGGGUGGAGUUCAAGCGAAAACGGAUAGCGGUGGAUCUGGAGGUGUUCGGAGAAUUUAUGGAAGAGUUGGUGGACAAAGCGCUGGAGGUAACAUAUGCGCCGUGCAACAUCGAAGACCCGGUGAGAGGGAGACGGCGUGAAAAACCGGUGGUUAAAGGAUUUGUCAACAUUACGGAUACUGAUGGUCACAAGUGCUGUACAUGCAGUCAACAGGAGUUUGAAAAUGUUCCUCCGUCUAGAACAGCUGUCUCUUCCGAAAACUAUCACUCUAAGGGCUGCUCGAUUUGCGGGUUGGCAGGACAUUUUGGACGCAAUUGCAAUGAAUUCAGAGCAUCGAAUUUGCAGGAACGUUGGAACAUGGUACAGCGGUUAGAGUUGUGCCCAUUGUGCCUGUACAACCAUAACGGAAAACAUUGCAUGUCGAAACGCCGAUGUGGUACGAACCGUUGUGAUCAGAGACAUCAUCCACUCUUACACUGGGAGUCAAAUUCAAACGCACCGCAUUUGAUUGCGAGCUGCAACAGUCAUCGACAGUCAGUCAUAUUUCGAAUGAUUCCUGUAGUGGUUUACAGCGACCUAAAAAAACUGAAGGCGUUAGCGCUGAUAGACGAAGGAUCAUCAGUGACACUGAUUGAGGACGAACUAGCUAAGGAGUUGGGAUCAAAGGGAAACAUAGAACCUCUGGAAAUGAGUUGGACCAACGGAAUGAGUACGGUGGAGAAUCGAUCAGCUAAAAUACACCUUCAAAUAUCGGCUGUAGAUGACAUGAACCGCUUCGAUCUGAUUGAUGCUAGAACCGUCCGUAAACUGGACUUACCCAUGCAAUGUUUGGACAGCGGUGAGCUGCGUGAGAAAUUCUUACACCUGCGGGACAUUGAAAUCCCAAGCUACGGGUCAACAAAACCGAAGUUGUUGAUUGGAAUCAACAAUGCUCAUCUUAUCGCCCCGCUUCAAUCCCGAAUAGGAGAGUUAGGAGAACCCGUCGCUAUACAAUGUCGGCUAGGAUGGAGUUUGUACGGACCACGAACAGGUGUAGUAGCCAAUGUACAUUUCUUGGGACAUCACCGCUCCUGCGACGAGUGCGAUAGAAACGACCGAGAAAUGAAUGAGUCCUUGAAAGAAUAUUUUAGCAUCGAAGCAGUUGGGAUAUCUCCAGUUCUGCUGGAAUCGAACGUAGACCGGCGAGCUCGCGAAAUAUUGGAGCGAACGACAAGACGUACAGGAGAUCGUUUCGAAUCUGGGUUGCUGUGGAAAACAGACAACGUGAGGUUCCCGGAGAGUUAUCAAAUGGCUUUGAAACGAACAAAUAGCUUGGAUCGUAGAAUGGAUAAGCAGCCGGGCGUUCGUGAGGCCAUUUUAAAACAGUUGCACGAGUACAUCGAGAAGGGUUACGCUCAUUUGAUUACAGAGCUAGAAUUACAAAACACUCCGCCGGAGAGGACGUGGUACCUGCCCCUAAACUUUGUAAUUAAUCCGAAGAAGCAAGGAAAGAUGCGUCUAGUAUGGGACGCCGCUGCUAAGAACAAAGGAGUUUCGCUCAACGAUUUUCUUCUGAAAGGGCCGGAUAUGGUUUCGUGUUUAUCAACAGUUAUCAACGGUUUUCGGGAGAGACGGAUUGCUUUUGGAGCGGACAUUCGAGAAAUGUUCCACCAGAUACGUGUGAGAUCGGAGGACCGCCAGGCUCAACGCUUCUUGUUUCGUACAGAUGUCGAACGAGAGCCGCAGAUAUUUGUAAUGGACGUGGUGGUGUUCGGAGCUAGCUGUUCUCCUUGUACAUCGCAGUACGUCAAAAACUUAAAUGCUCGAGAGCAUGCAGUGCAGUACCCUGAGGCGGCAAAGGCUAUCAUCGAGAAGCAUUUCGUCGACGAUUAUUUUGAUAGUGUUGACACGGAAUGUGAAGCUGUUCAGAGGGCUAAGGAUGUAAAAGCGGUACAUGCAGCUGGCGGCUUCGAAUUGCGGAACUGGAUGAGUAAUUCUCCUGAAGUGCUCAAAGAACUUGGCUCUACUUCCAUGGAAUCUGCUAGGUUUGUUGAAGUUAACAAAACUGAUAAUGUUGAACGUGUUCUGGGUAUCAGUUGGAAUGCCGUCAAGGAUACAUUUGUUUUUUCGACAGACAUGCGCGCGGACCUGCACCCCUUUAUUAAGGAAGGUGCAUGGCCCACUAAACGAAUUGCGUUGAGGUGCAUCAUGAGCAUGUUUGACCCGAAACAAUUUCUGGCGCCAAUCCUGAUCCAUGGACGGAUAAUUAUGCAGGAUGUAUGGCGAAGUGGAAUCGAAUGGGACGAUAAAUUGAGAGAGGAGCAGUAUCACCAAUGGUUACGUUGGACAAAUCUAUUUCCGUUGAUCGACACCGUUGAAAUUCCUCGUUGUUACCUUGGCAGAUUCGACUCAACAUCGUACGAGAGUGUACAGUUGCACGUUUUCUCCGAUGCCGGUGAAGACGCGUAUGGCACUGUUGCAUACUUCCGGUUUGUGAAAGAUGAACUGAUUCAUUGUGCCUUUAUCGAAGCCAAAGCCAAAGUUGCUCCAUUACAGCACAUGUCGAUACCCAGGAAAGAAUUGCAAGCCGCGACAUUGGGGGCCCGCCUUGCAAAAGGCAUACGAGAGAGUCAUUCCUUUCCAAUUACCAAAACGGUUAUGUGGACAGAUUCGAAGGCGGUUUAUUCGUGGAUUAGAUCAGAGCGGAAGAAAUUUAAAGAAUUCGUAGCUCAUCGUGUUGGUCAGAUCUUAAGCUUAACCAAUCCUGAAGACUGGCGAUGGGUACCAUCAAAAGAAAAUGCAGCAGAUGAUUUAACUAAAUGGGGGAAAGGAACGGAAAUCAAUUCAGAUAGUCGGUGGUUCAAGGGUCCUGAAUUUUUGCACCAGUCGGAAGAAAAUUGGCCAGAACAAAACCAGAAUAUUAUAGUCAUCGAGGAUGAAGUUCGAGCUCAUGUUCUGUUCAGCGCUACAACUUGUACGGAUGUUUUUGGAAGCCGGAUUGAGCAUAUAUCGAGGUGGACUAUUUUAGUGCGCAUGGUGGCAACAGUGUACCGUUACGUCGAAAAUUGCAAGCUUCGAGUGGCAAAUAAACCGAUAGACGCCCUUCCUACAAAUGCGGCCGGCAGAAAAUCGCAGAUUCCAGGAGUGGUUGUACCCCUUCGACAAGAAGAAUAUUUCAUGGCGGAAAAUUGUUUGUGGCGGAUGGCGCAGCAGGAGGAAUACGCGGAUGAAAUAGCUCUACUGUCACGAAACCGAAAAGUACCGAAGGAUCAGCAGAGACAACUGGAACGUUCUAGCAAUCUGUAUGACAAAUCGCCCUUUCUUGAUGAGUUCGGAGUUCUACGGGUAGAAGGAAGAACAGUAUUCGCAGAUUUCGCUAGCUAUGAUGCAAGAUUCCCAAUAAUUCUUCCCAAAAGGCACCCGAUAACUAGGAAAUUGGUCGAAAAUUGUCAUCAAAGAACGAAUCACAGCAGCAGAGAAACAGUUGUUAACGAACUAAGGCAGCGUUUUUGUAUUGGGUCCCUGAGAGCAAUUGUAGAGUCGGUUAUAAAGGAAUGUCAGUGGUGCAAAGUGCACAAAGCGCGACCGUUCAUUCCCAAAAUGGCACCUUUACCGAGACAACGAAUGGCCCUGGGAGUAGAGCCAUUUUCAUAUGUUGGAUUAGACUAUUUUGGUCCACUAGAAGUUUCUGUUGGAAGACGACGAGAAAAGCGUUGGGUGGCCUUGUUUACAUGCAUGACGACUCGUGCCGUGCAUCUGGAGGUGGCUCAUACUUUGAAUACGGAAUCGUGUAAAAUGGCUAUCCGAAGGUUUGUGAAGAGGAGGAGAAGUCCGCUUGAAAUAUUUUCCGAUAACGGAACGAAUUUCGUUGGAGCCAGUAGAGAACUAGCCGCUGCGAUCCGAAAGAUCAAUGGAGACUGUGCCGACACUUUCACAUGCUCAAAAACUAAGUGGACCUUCAAUCCACCAGCAGCACCACAUAUGGGUGGAGUAUGGGAGCGGAUGGUUCGAUCGGUAAAGGUAGCCUUGAACACAAUCGUAGACGGAGGAAAACUCACGGAUGAGAUUCUAUCUACUGCUUUAGUGGAAGCAGAGGAUUUGAUCAACUCAAGACCACUGACAUAUGUUUCGACAAAUGUCAAGGAUGACCUGGAAGCUCUCACGCCGAACCAUUUUUUGAAAGGUUGUGCCGCCGAAUGUCUUCCACCUCGGAGUCAAACAGAACAAGUGGACGCUUUACGAAGCAGAUACCAUCGCGCACAGCAACUGGCUGACAAGUUAUGGCAAAGGUGGCAGCAUGAAUAUUUUCCCAGUUUAAAUAAACGCACAAAAUGGUUUGAAGACGUCAGAGAAAUAGCUGUAGGAGAUCUAGUGUUCGUACAGGAAGAAAAUAAACACGAAAGAGGAAUCGUCACAGAGGUCAAAGUCGGUAUGGAUGGGAGAGUUCGCUCAGCAGUUGUGCAGGUGAACAAUAAAAAGAAGCUGCGACCAGUGUCAAAAUUGGCUGUACUCGAAGUUGAAAGUGGUAAACCCAGCAGAAAUUAACCGAUGGAAUAACUACUGGGCUUACGGGUGGGGGUAUGUUGUACGCAAAUUCGACCACUGUGCGUCAGAAAAACAUUGAUGACGGAUCGAUGAUGAUUGAUAAGAUAGGUGUAGAAUUGUGUACGGAAUAGGUAUAGAAUUGUGUACAGAAAUUUGUGUUAGUAAAAGUAUGAUGAAUGUUUACACCAUUUUGUUCUGUUAUGAAUUCGGUUUAGCUAGAAAGAGUUUGUGAUCAAAUUGAUUUGGAGUAAUUUGAGUGAUUACGGGCACUGCCGCUUAUCGGAAAGUUUUAGCGAAACUCUAGACUGGAUCUAUCGAGUGCGAGUGCCGUUGAAUCGACAGGAAUUACUGAGCAAAUUGAUUGAGUCCAUGCGUACCGUAAGUAACCGAAUUUCGGAAGGAGAGCAAAAUUUAAAUGUUUAUAUGUUUAGGUUUAAUGUGCUGAAAGCCGUGUAUUGUGGAAAGAAGUUGGCCAGUCUGAUCUCACGUGACGUAAGUUUUUAGAUUUAGUUUAAAGCAUAGCCUAAUAAGAAAAUUAUUUAAUAGGACCUGAUAAAAGGCAGUCGUAGUAGCCAUCGAGGAAGUAAUCUUGUGUGAAGUAGGAAACUUUGAAUGUAAGCGACCAUGUGAUAUGUUUUUUUUUGUAUCUAAUUGUAAUUCAAUUAUAGCUUUGAGUCCUUUGAAUCCAUCACUACAAAGACUUGUUUCCCUACCCUUGAGA
This is a messenger RNA of Uranotaenia lowii, 6646 nucleotides long. RefSeq lists its product as uncharacterized. NCBI's taxonomy places the organism in Eukaryota, Metazoa, Arthropoda, Insecta, Diptera, Culicidae. Bases 1 to 5925 code for a protein of 1974 amino acids. Gene Ontology annotation, biological process: DNA integration. The transcript has 2 exons. The record is from RefSeq and is a predicted model, not a curated record. Gene Ontology annotation, molecular function: nucleic acid binding.